Messenger RNA from Oikopleura dioica, 1659 nucleotides. Lineage: Eukaryota; Metazoa; Chordata; Appendicularia; Copelata; Oikopleuridae. The record is from the annotation of a GenBank genome assembly.
AUGAGUAAAGGUUCCUGCACGCCGGAGGCAUCUCCGAGCUCCGGCGCGCUAAGUCGAUGUCUGAGUCGAUCGGCAUCGAGAAGAGCUAACAGAUGCAGGUUCUAUCGAAACGGAGAUACUCAUUAUGGCGGGUAUCAGCUUCCUGUCUCGCUGGAGCGAUAUGGGAACAUAGGAAACCUGUACAACGAGCUAACUUCUCAGCUUGCUUCAUCUUCGCUUCCUUCAGGAGUUCGCGCCAUUUACAAUCUUAACGGGGAAGAGAUCUUGUCGCUCAACGAGAUUUGUCAAGGCGGCUCAUUUGUCGCUGCCGGAAAAGAGCCCUUCAAAAACUGCGAUUAUCUUCAAAUAUUCUCUUCAUGUACACGACAAACGAAUCCCAGAGCACGGGCUUUGUUCAAAUCCAUGUCAUACUCCACAAAGUCACCAAACUCUCGUUUGGGCGCGUCAGAAUUCGUCAGACCUAGAAUCAUAUUCAUUCUAUCGCAUGGCAAUCGGCCACGAAAAGUGUGCCGUUUCGUUUUGAAUAAAAAAACUGCUCACUCGCUCGAAGAUGUAAAGGACAAAAUCUCCGAAGCAGUUGAUUUUGCUGUUCGAAAGCUUGUAGCUGUCCCUACUGGGCUGUCAGUUUCGAAGCUCGAAGACCUUUUCGAUACAGCGUACACCUUCAUAGCUUGCCCAUCAAUGAGAACCAAAAUUCUUCCACGAGAUCUGAAGCUUCACAAAGACGAAAUCAAAGCGUUACCAAAUCGUCAUUCUAGCAACCAGAAGAGUCGAGUCCAGCGUAAAUCAAGCCUGUGUGAAUUCAAUACUGGCUCUCUCACCCGCAAUAAUUCAGAAUAUGGCUCCUUUAUGUGGCCGAAGAGCAUACGGACACAGUUUUUAAUGGGCGAAAAACUUGGUGACGGUCAUUUCGCGGAGGUCCGCCGUGCAGUGAACAAACGAAAUCACGAAGAAGUGGCUAUUAAAGUGAUCGAAAUUCAAAACAGGAGAAUAGCUGAGCAAGAGAUCAAAAUUAUGAAACGCAUCUGUCAUCCUAACGUCGUCAAACUGUUGGAAGAUCAUCAAACUAAACAUCACAUUUACCUGAUACUCGAGCUCAUCACUGGCGGCGAUCUGUACGACUUCAUCACUCAGUCAGAAAUCUAUUGUCAAUACCAAGCAUGUCAAUUUACGUACAAUUUGGCGAACGCUCUUCAUUACCUCCAUAGCUUCCGAAUAGUUCACAGAGACAUCAAGCCCGAGAACUUGCUGGUGCAUUAUUACUCCGAUGGCAGCAAGCGACUGAAACUCUGCGAUUUUGGCCUUGCUACUGUGAAAAGUCAAUAUGAAAAGCUUGUGCAGCUGUGUGGCACCCCCACUUAUGCUGCACCGGAAAUGAUAACUGGUAGAGGUUACGAUGAAGGCGUUGACGUUUGGGCACUGGGUGUCAUCACCUAUAUUAUGCUUUGUGGAUUCAGCCCGUUUCUUUCCGACAGUGGAAAUGAGCAAGAAUUGUUUCAUAUCAUUUUGAAUGGAAGUUUUGAAUUCCCAUCGCCUUACUGGGACGAAGUCGACAUGGACGCCCAAGAUUUCAUUAUACUGACUCUUCAAAAAGACUGUGACACGCGGCCUUCCGCCAAAGAGCUACUUAAUCAUAAAUGGCUUAAUAGAAACGGAUAG